AAUUAUUUCAAUCAUCAACGUCCUAAGAUCAGCUCAAUAGCAAUGGACUGGGACCUCAUUGCAGUGGUAUUGAUGUUAGCAUGUCUAAUUGAUCAAACACUUCCUUUUGAUCUUCACAAGCCCGCCUCUCAUUAUUUUCUCAGGUAUUUGCUGUUGUUGGUGUUUGACUGUGUCUUGUACCAUGCUAUGAAAUAUUUUGAUAUCAAAAAAGCAUUUCUAGAAGCACUUAAAUCAAUUGGUUUGAAUGCUGCCAAAUCUCAAGCUUUUUCUUUACUUUCCUCUUCAAUGCGUGAUUAUGUUUCCGAGACAACUUCAUCCCUUUCUGUAUUAUCCAAUUUCCAAAUAUUUAGGCCUGAAACCGAUGAGGAGUGUUUUAAAAACGUUGGAAAAUAUGAUUUAUAUAAAGGCUUUACUUCUUUUGAAAAGAAAAUGUGGAACGCUCUUGACGAUAAACCCAUCUUAAUUGACAUAGAUAAUCAAUCUUUAAUUCAAAAAAUCAAAUUGGACACAAAUUAUAAUAUAAAUUCCGAUCAAAGAUCUAUUUAUCUUGAAAAAAAAUUAAAAAAUUUGGCUCUUCCAUCCAAUAAAACCAUUGGUUUUCACAAAAUGAUGACUCGAUGCGACUCACUUUUAAAUUUUCAUUCAAAAUUUUGUAAUUAUAAUGGCGAUUACAUCUUAUCAACUUUAUCUUAUUAUUCAACAAUGUCUGGAUUUUACUAUCUAGAUUACAAUUAUGGCGAUUUCAUUACUCCCUUAAUCAUUACUGAAUUAUACAAAUCUAAAAAAUUUGCUCGUUAUCAUUCUUAUAGACUUAUCACCAACGUUAUUCAAGAAAUCUUUACUGAAUGUAUGACAAUGACUGAAGAAGACGAUAAAACCACGUUCAAGUUUAAUUUGGACAAUUUUAAUCCAAAUAAUAAUAAUAAUAAUAAUAGUCAGAAUAAAAAAUACAUCAUUAAUGUUACUAUUAAUUUAACUUUUCAAAAGAUUGAUUUUGAUUCCCCACAAAAUUAUCCCAAUUGUAUUCAACUCGUUAAUGAUGAUAAAGAUGAAGAUAUCAACGAUCAUAAUAAAAAUAGUAUUGAUCAGAAGGAAAGUAUCAAAAAUUACGCUUCUAAACUUGCUGAAAAUAAUAAUCCGGUUUUUGACUUUCUCAUUGCCACACCCGUUGAUUUAAACAAAAUUAAAAAUAAAAUUACAAUCAAUUAUUCAGUGAAUGGCUUGAAAUCUUUUAAUGACGUGAUUAAAAAUUCCUUUCCAAUAAUCCAAUCAAAUAUUUUAAACAAAAUUGAUACCACUAUGUUAAUUGAUCCCAGAAUAUUUCAAUCAAAACCAAAAGCAGACUGUUUUUCUCUUUAUAAAUCUGCUAGCAAUAUUGAACCUUUUAAAAUGUUAUCUUAUUUUACUUUAAGAAAAAAAUUAGAUCUUAAAACUAAUGUGUAUAAAGUAAUUUGCGACAAUUAUCAAUCAAUAUUUAAUCUAUCAAAACCAAUUAUAACUCACGAAAAAAAUCAAGACCUUAUUCCAAUUAACUCAAUGGAUUGUUGGUUCGAUUUGAAAGUAUACUAUAACAUUUCUCAAAAUAUUCAAAUUAAUCCUCUUUUUUACAAAAAUUAUAAAUCAAUUCUCAAUUAUAUUUCUCUAUUCACUGAACACAUUAAAAAUAACUAUCAAAAGUUUAACAAUUAUGAAUUAGAUUUGAUUCAUGAAGAUUUAGGAGGCUAUUCAUGGUUAAGUUGUUUUUCAAAACACUAUUUUAAACCCCACUUGUUCCUUUGCAAACAUAAAAUUCCAAAAUCUCAAUUAUAUCAACUCAUUUUAGGUAUGACUUCAAGGCUCAAUCUGAAAGAUACGAAAGAACUUUGUAAUAGAAAUGUUUACAUCGUUGAUAAUCGCAUUAUUUAUAAUCUCAGAUCUUCUUCAGAUGUUUUGUGUGUUCCUGUUUUGGAAAACGAUGGAUUAAUUGGAUGAGAAUAAUUUUAAUUCUUUGAUUUUUUUUU
Messenger RNA from Ascoidea rubescens DSM 1968, 2000 nucleotides. RefSeq lists its product as uncharacterized. The coding region runs from base 43 to 1971 and encodes 642 amino acids. Lineage: Eukaryota; Fungi; Ascomycota; Saccharomycetes; Ascoideales; Ascoideaceae. The record is from RefSeq and is a predicted model, not a curated record. The transcript has a single exon.